Molecule: messenger RNA, 1998 nt
Organism: Rhodamnia argentea
Lineage: Eukaryota; Viridiplantae; Streptophyta; Magnoliopsida; Myrtales; Myrtaceae
Product: DUF21 domain-containing protein At2g14520-like
Exons: 11
Coding region: 316-1602 (428 amino acids)
Biological process (GO): magnesium ion homeostasis
Cellular component (GO): intracellular membrane-bounded organelle
Source: RefSeq, a predicted model, not a curated record
ACCUCGCCGCGAAGAUCAACGCGUGGCCUGGCUAUGUCCCGCACCUUCAAGAACACGCCAACGCAGCGAAACGCAAACAGGGUCACUUCGAGAAAUUUCGAUUCAAGCCUUUUUGGCGAAGUUGGGCGCAGAAUCCGAUUCAUCCUGCCUCUGUCCACCGAAUAAAGUUGAAGAUGACGACCCCUUUUAGCGUUUUCAUUUCUCAGUCCGUCGGGGGUGUUGUAGCUCUUGGAACAUCUUGGUCAGGUCUGACUGAGGGAGGAAACUGUGAAGAAGAAGAAGAAGAAGAAGAAGAAGAAGAAGAGUGAAAAGUGAAUGGCGAUAGAGUACAGAUGCUGCGGAGCAGGGUUCUGGGUGCACUUAGGGAUCAUUACUUUCCUAGUGACCUUCGCGGGUCUCAUGUCCGGGCUGACGUUGGGUCUCAUGUCAUUGAGCCUCGUCGAUCUUGAAGUCCUUGCCAAGUCUGGCACACCAACUGAUCGUAAAUAUGCCGAAAAGAUAUUGCCGGUUGUUAGAAGACAACAUUUGCUGCUGUGCACCCUACUAAUUUGCAAUGCUGCUGCUAUGGAGGCGCUGCCUAUCGUUCUUGAUAGUUUGGUAACAGCUUGGGGGGCUAUUCUUAUUUCAGUAACCUUGAUACUUUUGUUUGGUGAGAUUAUACCCCAAGCAGUAUGUUCGAGGUAUGGUCUGGCAGUUGGUGCAGCAGUGGCUCCUGUCGUCCGAGUUCUUGUCCUUAUAUGUUUUCCUGUUGCAUAUCCCAUAAGCAAGCUUUUAGAUUUCCUUCUGGGAGAAGGACACGAGGCUCUGUUUCGCCGUGCUGAGUUGAAAACACUAGUUGAUCUUCAUGGUAAUGAGGCAGGAAAGGGUGGCGAACUUACACGGGACGAGACAACUAUAAUCGCAGGAGCACUUGAACUCACUGAGAAAACUGCAAGCGAUGCGAUGACUCCUAUAUCUGAAACUUUUGCCGUAGAUAUUAAUGCCAAACUUGAUAGCGAUAUGCGCAAGAUGAUUUUGGAGAAAGGACACAGCAGAAUUCCAGUAUAUUAUGAGCAGCCAAGAAAUAUAAUUGGUCUUAUAUUGGUGAAGAAUUUACUCGCUAUUCACCCAGGAGAUGAUGUGUUAGUGAAGAAUGUCACCAUCCGAAAGAUCCCAAGGGUUCCCGAGUCAAUGCCUCUCUACGAUAUACUAAACGAGUUUCAGAAAGGGCAUAGUCAUAUGGCGGUUGUUGUGAGAGAGUGCAAUGAUAAGGAGCAUUCAGCAGCAGAUCACCAAAAUGAGGAGGUGAAGGUGGACAUUUUCGGCGAGCAAGAUUACCAAGGGAAGUGCCUAAAGAAAAAGAGAUCAAUCAAGAUGCUGAAGGAUUUACAUGGAGGAGAUGUUAAAGAACUACACAAAGCUGCCAGCAAGAGCAGGAAAUGGGCCAAGGACUUUCACUCUGACGUUCUCCAUUUCAGUGAGGAUUCACUUCCGAAGCUAGCCGAAGAAGGAGAAGCUAUCGGCAUCAUAACACUGGAAGAUGUCAUCGAAGAGAUAUUACAGGAGGAGAUUUAUGAUGAGACAGAUUACGUUGCAAAAAAUCACGAUCCUAAUUCUUCGUAGCUGUACUGUUGCGAAUCAAAUACACAGGUGAAUGUUAAUUGGUAGAAGCUGUGUUGAUCUACAAAAGCACGGUAUCAGAAGCUGAUAUGGUUGUUCAAUAAAAGUCUGGAUUUGAUAGGAGAUUAUGUUUGAUCUCGAACAAUGCUUUAUUCAUAUGCACACUGUGCAAAGAUAGUCUUUAAUGAGCAUAUCUUGUGAUAGUGUUAACUUUGAAAUGAUUCUGAGGCAGCAUCAUUCGAUUGCCAGAGAAUCUUGAUGUUCCAUGUAAAGAGCAUUGCCAUUCAAGUUCGUUCGCCUGGAUUACUUGUUAAUAGUUAUGACAACCGAUUUGGGAAAAAAAAUUAAGGGGUGAUGAACUUUUCUCUUAUUAUUCAAUACUAGUUUGGAACUUCUUUU